Molecule: messenger RNA, 878 nt
Organism: Laetiporus sulphureus 93-53
Lineage: Eukaryota; Fungi; Basidiomycota; Agaricomycetes; Polyporales; Laetiporaceae
Exons: 2
Coding region: 41-730 (229 amino acids)
Source: RefSeq, a predicted model, not a curated record
GGCUUCGGACAAUACAAAUUCCACGCGGACAAAGCAAGUCAUGGAGACACCUGGAGAAGUGUGCAAGUGGCUGGUAUAUUCGCUGUUAUGCGUCGCGGCCGAUGCCUUUGACACGAUCUUGUCCGUCGUUGCCUCAAACGGCACGCCCAAACCGAGUCUACUCCCUUCGGACGUAGAUGAGCUAGGUGACAACCAGAUUCUCGAGCUCAGGCAAAAGGCACCGGACCUACCCGCAAGUAAUGGUAUCUUCUGGAUCACGCCACACACAAAGGGAAAGGCAUCGCAGGACUUCGAGGAAGAUGCUGCUGAUGCAUCGGAAGCAAACACCCUCAACCUCGUGUUCGUAAAGACGAGUAUCCCCGUUCCACGAAUUCGUCGUGUCGUAAAGCGGAAGUGGGAUCACCUCAUUGUCAUGGAUUAUGUCAGGGGUCCAACUCUGGCUGAAAUCUGGCCAAAAUCAUCCAUAUGGAAGAAGAUCUAUGUCGCUUUCACUUUGCAUCGCUAUGUCCGGCAACUUCGGUGUCUGAAGGCAUCUCCUACCACGCCUCCAGGACCGCUCAGCGUGCAAGGACCACGGACUUGUGAAUCGCCAAUUUCGGUCCGCUCCUCGCCGUGGACCAUUCGCCUCGUAUGCGGAACUUUCGAUCUUUUUCAACGAAUGGUGCAAAAUGGCAUUGGACUCGGAUCAAGUUCCCGAAGACGAUCCGUCGAGGAAAGAGUCAUUCGAUGAUUCCUCACCACUCGUUCUUACACACCAAGAUAUCAAUCCCCGGAACAUAAUCGUAGGCGAAGAUGGUCGACUUUAGAUGAUCGACUGGGCAUGGGCAGGAUACUAUCCUCCUUGGUUCGAGUAUGUAACAAUGCAGAGACAGAAGGAG